AUGCAGCCAAUUUAUGUUAGACAAUAUUUCUAAUAAAAUGCAAUAUCAAAGAGCAGCAAAAUAUUAAGACAAUUAUUAAUAUAUAAAUCAUAUUUUUCUUAUAGAAUUAUGACGUAAAUUAAGAAAAUUGGACAUAUUUAGAUAAUAAAUUAGGCUAAAAGCUUUGAGCUAGUCUCUUUAUUAAACUCAAAUUGGAGCAUUUAUGAGUUAAUUAUUAUUUAGCAUCUUUAUUAAUUCUGGUAUUGUAAUAAAUUGUAAUUGAAUUGUAGUUUAUUUAUUCUUGAAAUGAAAAAAGGAAAAAAUGCAAUAUUUAAUUCUUAAGAUGCUGUCAUUCAAAAUAAUGAAGUAAUUUCUUGUCAUUUAUAUGAUUUAGGGUUUCAGCUUUAAUUCUACUGAACUGAUUUUUUCAGCAGGAUUGCUUGAUAUUCUGGCUCUACACAUUCCCAAUUAGGUCAAACAGAAUUUUUAAGUUUGGAUUUUAUAUGUGCUAUAAAUCAUUGAAUUGAAUGAAACAGCAUGCAUUAUUAUACCAGUAACAAUAUGUGUCGAUAGAAUUUACGCAGCUUCAAAAGUAAAAAAUUAUCACAAUUUAGUAAUUAAAUAUACCAUACGCUUAUGAAAAUAUUAUCUAUUGUAUUAGUGAUGAGUAUAUCAAAGAGAAUCCAUAAAUACGGAUCAAAUCUUUAUAAUAAUUUUACUUUAUUGGGAGCAUUUCAAUACUAUUUCAUUUUCAACUAUAAUUGAAAAAUGUUCAAAUACCACUGAAAUAUAGAGUAAGAUAUUUUCAAAGUUUUAGAUUGUGCAUUAAAUGAUGAAAUCGAUAAAUAUACAGGUAAGCUGUUUGUAUUUUUAUUUAUUUAUCAUUUUGAUUUUUUUGACCCAUUAAAAACAAUCUAAAUAUUUUAGAAAACUCAGAAAAUAUUAGAUUGCUAAUUUUAAAGCAAAUGCAACCCUUUAUUAUUCCUAUUCUUUUCAUCAAAUUAUAAGGAAUCAGUUGAUUCACCAUAUUAGAUAAUUAAAAAUAUUGAUCUAACAUCACUUUAUCUCAAAGUUGGGAAAAUACAUUAAAAUUUAUUUUCAAUAUCAGGUGAUAGUAAGGAUGUAUGAUUGA
Paramecium pentaurelia is the source of this 1111-nucleotide messenger RNA. The record is from the annotation of a GenBank genome assembly. Lineage: Eukaryota; Ciliophora; Oligohymenophorea; Peniculida; Parameciidae.